AUUCGACUGGAUAGUUUGCAUGGCGCUUCAGUUGAUUUACACUAAAAAUUGAAUUUUUAGUAGCAAAAAAACGUAAUUUUUAUCUGAAUAAAGUGAAAUUGUUCUGAAACUGACCAUGAUUGACGCUGAUAGCGAAGGCUAUGUUGAAGACGACACUGACGAGAUUUCGCCCGAGCUAUGGCAAGAGGCUGCAUGGAUUGUUAUCAAUUCGUAUUUCAAUGAAAAAGGUCUAGUGAGUCAACAGAUUGACAGUUUUGACGAAUUUGUUGAGAUAUCGAUUCAGCGUAUAAUUGACGAUGCACCACCCAUUGAAAUGAUAAGCGAACCGAAUUACAAAUCAGGUCAAAUGGAAUUGCCGGUACGUCAUGUGUUGGAAUUCAAUCAAGUGUCGAUGCACAGGCCGGCGCAUUGGGAAAAAGAUGGUAGUGCACACGAUAUCAUGCCAAAUUUGGCUCGUCUCCGAAAUUUGACAUAUUCAGCACCGCUUUAUGUUGACGUCACGCACACGAAAUUGGUCGACGGCCAAGAGGCAGUCGAGACAAAAUAUCAAAAUAUUUGCAUGGGUCGAAUUCCAAUAAUGUUACGGUCGAAAUUUUGUUGGUUAAGUGCAUUGAACGAGCGUGAUUUGGCCGAAGUAAACGAGUGUCCCCUCGAUCCAGGCGGAUAUUUCAUAAUCAAUGGCGAGGAAAAGGUGUUGAUUGCACAGGAAAAGAUGGCUGCGAACAUAGUGUAUGUGUUUGCAAUGAAAGAUGGCAAGCAUUCAUACAAGGCGGAAAUUCGAUCGUGUUUAGAGCAAACACAUCGACCGAUGUCAACUCUUUGGGUCAAUAUGUUGGCACAUCGUAAAUUGAGCAGUAGGAAUUCGACGAUUGGCCAGCCGAUAACUGCAAUUUUACCGUACAUCAAGCAAGAAAUUCCAAUCAUAGUCGUGUUUCGUGCUCUUGGUUUCAUUCCGGACAGUGACAUUUUGGAGCACAUCAACUGCGAUUUUGAUGACCAUGAAAUGUUGGAAAUGUUAAAGGCAUCACUAGACGAUGCAUUCGUGAUUCAAAGCCAAAAUGUGGCAUUAAAUUUCGUCGGUGCGAGAGGAACACGGCCAGGUAUAACCGAGCAAAAGCGAAUCAACUACGCCAGAGAUAUUCUCCAAAAAGAAAUGUUGCCGCAUAUCGGUGUAUACGAUGGUUGUGAAACGCAAAAAGCCUAUUUCCUUGGCUACAUGGUGCAUCGAUUGCUGUUGGCAGCAUUGGGCCGUCGUGAACCAGACGAUCGUGAUCACUAUGCAAACAAGCGAUUAGAUCUAGCCGGACCGUUAAUGUCAUUCUUGUUUCGUGGCCUAUUCAGAAAUCUUAUGAAACAGGUGAAAUUCUACGCUCAAAAGUUUAUCAAUUUGAAAAGACCAUUCAAAAUGGAAUUGGCUGUACAACCGAAGAUCAUCUCGGAUGGAUUGCGUUAUUCAUUGGCCACCGGCAAUUGGGGUGAUCACAAAAAAGCCCAUCAAAAUCGAUGCGGUGUAUCACAAGUACUGAAUCGUCUCACAUACGCAUCGACAUUGUCCCAUUUGCGUCGCAUCAAUUCGCCAAUCAACCGUGAUAGCAAAAUGGCACAUCCCCGUCAGCUCCAUAAUACACACUGGGGAAUGGUUUGCCCGGCUGAAACACCCGAAGGUGUUGCCGUUGGUUUGGUCAAGAAUUUAGCGCUGAUGGCAUACGUUUCCGUGGGCUCAAAUCCCGCACCAAUUGUAGAGUUCUUGGAAGAAUGGCGAAUGGAAAACUUAAGCGUCAUCGUACCCUCGUCACUCGUUGAUGCAACGAAAAUUUUUGUAAACGGCUGUUGGGUUGGCAUUCAUCGUGAUCCAGAGUUAUUGAUGAGAAAUUUACGGAAUUUCCGACGUAAACUGGAAGAUAUUGUGGCUGAAGUGUCAAUUGUUCGUGAUAUUCGUGACAGAGAAAUUCGAAUUCAUACGGACGCCGGCCGAAUCUGUCGACCGCUGAUGAUCGUUGAAAAUGGAAAGCUUCUAAUCAAACAGAGCCACAUUGAACUAUUGAAACGGCCCGAGGUUUAUCGUUGGCAAGAUUUGGUGCAAUCCGGCGUUGUUGAAUAUAUCGAUACUGCGGAAGAAGAGACAAUGAUGAUUGCAAUGUCACCCAUGGAUAUGAAGGAUAACGAUGAAUACGCUUAUUGCAGAACGUAUACGCAUUGCGAAAUUCAUCCAGCCAUGAUACUGGGUGUCUGUGCUUCGAUUAUCCCAUUUCCGGAUCACAAUCAAAGCCCACGGAAUACAUAUCAAAGCGCCAUGGGCAAACAGGCCAUGGGCAUUUACAUCACAAACUUUAACGUUCGAAUGGAUACAUUUGCUCAUGUGCUGUACUAUCCAAUGAAACCCCUGGUUACGACACGAUCCAUGGAAUAUCUUCGUUUCAAUGAAUUGCCGGCGGGUAUCAAUUCGGUUGUGGCCAUUUUGUGCUAUACGGGUUAUAAUCAGGAAGACAGUGUUAUCCUAAAUUCAACGUCUAUUGAACGUGGAUUUUUUCGCUCCAUUUUCUAUCGUUCCUACAAAGACACAGAGAGAAAACAAAUUGGCGAGCAAGAAGAGCAAUUUGAACUUCCCAAUCCAAAUACGUGCCAGCGAAUGCGAAAUGCUGCGUACGAUAAACUCGAAGAAGAUGGCAUUACUGCGCCGGGCACUCGCGUAUCGGGUGACGAUGCGAUCAUAGGAAAAACCGUCGUAUUACCUGAAAACGUGGACGAGUUGAACGAAGAGGUGAAAUCCUACGAAAAACGGGAUGCAUCGACCAUUUUGCGUCACAACGAAACGGGCAUCGUUGAUCAAGUAAUGAUGACGUCGAGCGCGGAUGGAUAUCGCUUCAUCAAGAUACGCGUUCGAUCUCAACGAAUCCCGCAAAUUGGUGAUAAGUUUGCAUCGCGCCAUGGUCAAAAGGGUACGUGUGGAAUGCAGUAUCGCCAAGAAGACAUGCCGUUCACAUGCGAAGGUGUCACGCCCGACAUAAUCAUCAAUCCACACGCCAUUCCGUCUCGAAUGACCAUCGGACAUUUGAUUGAGUGUUUGGCUGGGAAGCUAGCAUCGAACAUGGGCCAAGAAUUGGCAACACCAUACAGUGAUGCAACACCAUUCAAUGAUGCGGUCAACGUACAGAAAAUCUCCACACUUUUGCAAGAGUACGGCUAUCAUUUGCGAGGCUAUGAAGUCAUGUACAAUGGCCAUACGGGCAGAAAGAUCAAUGCACAAGUUUUCAUUGGGCCAACAUAUUAUCAACGAUUGAAGCACAUGGUCGACGAUAAAAUCCACUCGAGAGCUCGUGGCAAAUUGCAUAUUCUGGUGCGUCAACCGGUGUGCGGUCGCAUGAACAACGGUGGAUUACGAUUCGGCGAAAUGGAACGCGAUUGCCAAAUUUCACACGGUGCAGCAUUAUUUCUGCGAGAACGGUUGUACGAAGUGUCGGAUCCAUAUCUCGUACACGUUUGCAAUUACUGCGGUCUCAUUGUCAUCAGCAUGAAAAGCAACAAAUUCGAAUGCCGCGGAUGUCAGAAUCGAUGCGAGAUCACCCAAGUGAAGAUGCCCUACGCGACCAAAUUGCUGUUCCAAGAACUUAUGUCAAUGAACAUUGCGCCAAGGAUUUUCACUUAGCUGUUUGAUUUGAGCUAGAGCUUAACAUUUGACUAAGUCAUGAUAGAUAUUUAAGAGAGACAAAAAGAUUUACGAUUGCAUUCCUUUAAGAAAAGGAACACAUAUGGCUUAUAUGUCGUGCAUGCAUGAAAUGAAUUCAAAUUGAAUUAUACUCUAUUGAUGAAAUUUAAACAUAAAUAAAGAAAAUUCUUUCGAUUUUAUGAACUGAAACGAAAA
Molecule: messenger RNA, 3862 nt
Organism: Sitodiplosis mosellana (orange wheat blossom midge)
Lineage: Eukaryota; Metazoa; Arthropoda; Insecta; Diptera; Cecidomyiidae
Product: DNA-directed RNA polymerase II subunit RPB2-like
Exons: 8
Coding region: 116-3646 (1176 amino acids)
Biological process (GO): DNA-templated transcription
Cellular component (GO): RNA polymerase II, core complex
Molecular function (GO): ribonucleoside binding; DNA-directed RNA polymerase activity; DNA binding
Source: RefSeq, a predicted model, not a curated record